AUGGAGCAUGUCCUGUGUGUCCUAGUGUACCCCAGUGUGUCCUGGCGUGUUCCAGAGUGUCCCAGUGUGUCCCAGUGUGUCCCGGUGUACCCCAGUGUGUCCCAGUGUGUCCCAGUGUACCCCAGUGUGUCCCAGUGUACCCCAGUGUGUCCCAGUUGUGUCCCGGUGUACCCCAGUGUGUCCCAGUGUGUCCCGGUGUACCCCAGUGUGUCCCAGUGUGUCCCGGUGUACCCCAGUGUGUCUCAGUGUGUCUCGGUGUACCCCAGUGUGUCCCAGUGUGUCCCAGUGUACCCCAGUGUGUCUCAGUGUGUCUCGUGUGUCUCGGUGUGUCUCGGUGUACCCCAGUGUGCGGCCGCUGGUUUAUUUCAGGUUGCUGGCGGCGGGAACGUUUUGGCGGUGCCGCGGCGCUGA
Molecule: messenger RNA, 411 nt
Organism: Trichomycterus rosablanca
Lineage: Eukaryota; Metazoa; Chordata; Actinopteri; Siluriformes; Trichomycteridae
Product: keratin-associated protein 12-2-like
Exons: 5
Coding region: 1-411 (136 amino acids)
Source: RefSeq, a predicted model, not a curated record